AUGGCGGACAUAAAGCAGACGACCAGCGUUCACUCGGUCGUCUCCGCAGGCGCCGGCGCCGACGCCAGGCUCGCCUCCAUGGGCUACGAUGCCGAACUCAAGCGCAAUCUCAGCAUGAUGACCAUCCUCGGUCUCAGUUUCUCCAUCAUCGCCGCCCCCUUCGGUCUCAGCACAGCCUUCUCCAUCGCACUCACCUGCGGCGGGCCCAUCACCAUCCUCUACGGCUGGCUCCUCGUCUCGAUCAUCUCGCUCUGCAUGGCCGCUUCGCUUGCAGAACUCUGCUCCAUGUACCCCACCUCGGGCGGCGUGUAUGUCUGGGCCGCCUUUGUCGCAACCAAAAAGUGGGCGCCGCUCACCUCGUGGAUCGUCGGCUGGGUCAGCCUCGUCGCCAACUGGACUCUUUGCCUUUCGAUCAACUUUGGCGGCGCUCAGCUCAUCAUGGCCGCCAUCUCCCAGUUCCGCAACAACGAGUGGGCCCCUCAAGCGUGGCACACAAUUCUCACCUUCUGGGCGUGCAUGCUCAUCGCCGCCGUCGUCAACGCCUACGGUGUCAAGUACCGAUACCUUGACCGCCUCAACACGCUCUCCUUCUACUGGACUGCCGCUGGCACCAUCAUCAUCGCCAUCACCGUGCUCACCCGUGCUAAGGACGGCCGCAAGGAUGCCAAGUUCGUCUUCUCGGGCUGGGAGAACACCAGUGGCUGGCCCGACGGAUGGGCCUUCUUCGUCGGCCUUCUGCAGGCCGCUUACACGCUCACUGGUUACGGAACCGUCGCCGCGCUCUGCGAAGAGGUGUCGGAGCCCGAGAAGCAGGUGCCCAAAGCCAUGGUCUAUUCCGUGCUCGCAGCCAGCAUCACCGGCUUCUUCUACCUCAUCCCAAUCCUCUUCAUCUUGACUCCCGAUGCCGCCGACCUUCUCUCCACCGCCGCUGGACAGCCCAUCCCCGUCCUCUUCUCCCUCGCAACGGGCUCCGCUGGUGGGGGCUUCGGUCUGCUCUUCAUCAUCCUCGGCGUUUUCACCUUUGCUGGCAUCGGCUCGCUCACCGUCGCCCUCCGCUGCACCUGGGCCUUUGCUCGUGACGGCGCCAUUCCCGGCAGCAAGUACUGGAGCAAGGUCAACAAGACGCUCGACCUGCCGCUCAACGCGCUCAUUCUCUCGACCAUCGUCGUCUCGCUGCUCGGUCUCAUCUACCUCGGUAACACGGCCGCCUUCUCGGCUUUCACCGGCGUCGCCACCAUCUGCCUUAGCAUCAGCUACGGCGUACCCAUCGCCGUGGCCAUGUUCAGGCGCCGUGCCAUGCUCAAGGAUGCGCCAUGGACGCUGGGCAAGUUUGGCUACGUGAUCAACGCGAUCACCUUCGUGUGGAUCGUGCUGGCCACCGUGCUCUUCUGCAUGCCCACCACCGCUACCGUGGAGGCCUCGACGAUGAACUACGCCUCGGUCGUGUUCGCCUUCUUCUUUGUGCUCAGCGCCGCGUGGUGGUUCGCCUGGGGCAGCAGACACUACGUCGGUCCCCUCGGAGCGGCGCCAGAAGACGCCAUGGCUCAAAUCCGCCCGGAACAUGCUCACUCGACCGCGCUGCCGACAGAUUCGAAGCCUGCUGUCGAAGUCGCGAGCCAUAGCUCCGAGGAGAAGGACGCGGCCCAUAAUCUGUAG
Molecule: messenger RNA, 1656 nt
Organism: Moesziomyces antarcticus
Lineage: Eukaryota; Fungi; Basidiomycota; Ustilaginomycetes; Ustilaginales; Ustilaginaceae
Product: GABA permease
Exons: 1
Coding region: 1-1656 (551 amino acids)
Biological process (GO): transmembrane transport; amino acid transport
Cellular component (GO): membrane
Molecular function (GO): transmembrane transporter activity
Source: RefSeq, a predicted model, not a curated record